Molecule: messenger RNA, 486 nt
Organism: Rotaria sp. Silwood2
Lineage: Eukaryota; Metazoa; Rotifera; Eurotatoria; Philodinida; Philodinidae
Source: the annotation of a GenBank genome assembly
AUGGUGAUAGGUGAUUUUGAUCAUGAUUUCCAAGAAUUUGAACGUUUUGUAAAACUAAUACCUAAUCUUAAAUGUCUAUCAAUAUGUAGCGGUGUUGGUCAAAAUAUUCUUGAUGCUCAUCGAUGGGAAUGCUUGAUCACUUCAUCAUUACCUCAACUGGAAACAUUUCAUUUUAGAUUCAGUUGUGAUAGUAUGGAUGCCGACGAUAACAUCCUGGAGAUAUUUCAACGAUUUCAAAGUGAUUUUUGGCAUAGAGCUCAUAAUUGGCACACGGAAUGUCUAUUAACCAGUGACAACAGAUGGAUUUGUACGAUACCAUGUCCAUUAUAUCGAUGUAAAUUAGCGGUUUACACAAAUUCAAGUAGUUAUUUUGUUAUGCCAGCAGAUUCGAGGGACACUCAAGAUUUCAUAUCAAAAGAAAAAAGAAUUCCUAAACCAAAGGAAUGUCAUUUUUACAGAAUUACUUCAUUAACAUUUGGGGAUUAG